AUGGCAAGACUGGCAGAUAUUUAUCCCUCCAGUGACGAUGACCUACCUGAUCUGAAAACGCUUAUUCGGCAACCACGCUCCCGAGCACCAAAGACAACUACGCCAGUGCCUUCAGUCAGCAAGCCUACGAUUCCUAAGACUGCUUCCAAUGUUGAAACCCGACGCGUGCGUCGUCUUGGAGAGCCAAAUCGAGCCGCCGCAAACCCGCUCUUCCAGAAAUGGAACUCGGAAGAACAGAAAAGCACACGAGGUGGUCGACGGAGUAAGUCAAAUGUUGCAAGCUAUGAGAAGAAGCCAUCACGACAAACGACUGAAGUCGACAAACUUUCCUCAUAUUCAGAAUCCGAUUGUAGCUCUGACACUGAGAAUGACAUGCCGCAGUCGCGACAACAGCCAAGAAGGAGGAGAAACCAGAGGGUUGUGCAAGAUUCUGAUGACGAGAGUGAUGAGAACUAUGAAUCCGAAAAGGAAACAGUCUUGACAAGAGUCCGACGUCUUCAGAAAAUAAAUAAAAAUAAGGUGGCAACACCUGCUCUGGAGAUUCCGGAGCCGAUACCAAGUAUUCAUUCUGGGACCAAGUCAAAAGCAUUGCUUUUUGCACGAGAGAUCGAUAGCGAUGCUGAAAGCGAAGUGAGCCAGGAGAACGAGAAAGCAGAAGAGCCAAGUGUCUAUCAAACUGCAGACGAGCAUUCUGGCUCUGCCUCGGAGUCGGACUGGUUGAAUGACUCCCCUGAGCCCCCGACAAGAAGAGGGGCAAGAUCCUUGAGUAGCCAGCCAUCAAAGACAGUUGGCACCAGGGAGCGUAUCCCAUCAAUCAAGAACCCUCCAACUCUUCAACCAAACCCCUCUUCAAACAUUAGCAAUGAAAAAACUCGCGAUAUUGUCAAGAAUACUACUUCGAGUAAAGAGGGUACUAGGUCCAGGAAGACCAGCCAAAGUGGUAAACGGCUUGCUUCAGGGACGACCACCACCUCGGACCUUGCAGACACAUUAUCUAAGCUGCAGCUACAGCUUGAGGACUUCUCAGAUGAGGAGAGCAGAGUGUUGAAGAUAGACGAGUUCACCACACCACCCAGUACUCCUCCUAAAGCACCCAAGCCAAGAGGGCUUGCAUCACCAAGCAAGAAAAUACAGAUCCCUAAAACGCCACACCGUCCAAGUAUGGAUGCCUUUUGGAACCAGGACUUUGUCAACGAUUGGAACGACCAGCACUCGCCACGCAAGCUCAUCCUUCCCCCGGUUACCAAAAGUCCCAGCAAGGCGAGCCCGAAGAAAGAGCCCAAGAAGGAGACCAAGAAGUCAUUUGAAUCUCGGAAACAUGCACUCGCCGAGAGCUUUCUAACCGAACUCGAUCGCGAGAUCACAAAGGGUAGGAUUGCCGAGCUUGCUGAGUCCACAGGCGGCGUCAAGCUCGUUUGGACGAAAACACUUAAUACAACGGCUGGGCGAGCAAGUUGGCGUUGCGAAACUAUUAGAACGACACGAAAGGCGGAAGACGGUCAGCCCAUUAAGAUAUUCAAGCAUCAUGCAUCAAUUGAACUUGCCGAGAAGGUCAUUGAUGACGAGAACCGCCUACUCAAUGUCAUGGCACAUGAGUUUUGCCAUCUCGCCAACUUCAUGAUCAGUGGCAUAACGACAAACCCUCACGGCCGAGAGUUCAAGGCUUGGGCGGCCAAGUGCUCGGCUAAGUUUGGCGAUCGCGGCAUCGAAGUGACAACCAAGCACAGUUACGAAAUCGACUUCAAAUACAUUUGGGAGUGUGAAGAAUGCGGACUUGAGUACAAGCGGCAUUCCAAAAGUAUUGAUACUCAGCGAUCUAAAUGUGGGAAGUGCAAGGGCAACUUGAAGCAGACCAAGCCAGUACCAAGGGGAGCAGCAGCAGGCAAAGCACCGAGCCGAUAUCAGGCGUUUGUGAAAGAGCAGAUGGGUGUGGUCAGAGGAGAGAAUCCAGGCAGUCCCCAGAAGGUGGUCAUGAAGCUCAUUGCAGAGAAGUGGGCGAAGCAAGAGGGUGGUAAGACUGGAAGCAAAGUGGCUAGCAAGUUGGAAGUUGAGGGUGUUGUUGACAAGAUGGUUGAUCUAACUAUCGAGACUGAAGCAUAA
Molecule: messenger RNA, 2100 nt
Organism: Fusarium musae
Lineage: Eukaryota; Fungi; Ascomycota; Sordariomycetes; Hypocreales; Nectriaceae
Exons: 1
Coding region: 1-2100 (699 amino acids)
Cellular component (GO): nucleus
Source: RefSeq, a predicted model, not a curated record